AAACCUCUUCUUGGACAGGAGUUUGAAGAAUUUGUCCAAACUUUGAGUGUUUUCCACCCAAAAACUCCUGAUGCAGUCAAAAUUACAUAUGCUUUUAAGUUAUAUGAUUUGAAGCACACCGGUUACAUCGAGCGUGAGGAGUUGAAGGAGAUGGUGCUGGCUCUUUUGAACGAAUCUGAUUUGAUUCUUUCAUAUGAUAUUGUUGAAAUGAUUGUGGACAAGACAUUCAUGGAAGCAUAUAGAAAAGCAGAUGGCAGGAUUGACGAAGAAGAGUGGAAGGAAUACGUAGCAGAUAAUCCUUCUCUACUGAAAAACAUGACUCUUCCAUACUUGAUGGACAUAUCUCUAACAUUUCCCAGGUUUGUGCUGAACUCUAAAGCAUAAAAAAUCCGAAUUAUAGACACGAAGCCAGAAAUAUUGCUGCAUGGAAUAUAGAAUAUGGAGAAGCAUACACAGUACACUAUCCUGUUUGGAAAAGUUUUGCUGACAAAAGAUGAAAGAGGAUGAUCAUCACAGUAAAACAGGCAAAAUGUACAAUAUAAAUAUAGCUUCACUGCUUGAGAGCUUCUAUACUGAUAGACCACCAUGGACAUGGAGAUUCUAAUUCUCUGUCUUAGUUGUUCAUAUUUUUGUUGAAUUUCACUGAUUUGUAUGGUCAAAACCAAAAUGUUCUCAAAUGUAUAGCAUCAUAAAUACUGCAAAUUCUAUAAAAGUAUCAUGCCCCCUUCUUUUC
Molecule: messenger RNA, 733 nt
Organism: Prunus avium (sweet cherry)
Lineage: Eukaryota; Viridiplantae; Streptophyta; Magnoliopsida; Rosales; Rosaceae
Source: RefSeq, a predicted model, not a curated record